AUGCAAAAAGAGGAAACGUGGGAAACAGUCCAGAUAAAAACCUUUGUAAAUUGGAUAAAUUCGAAAUUGGAAAAGGGAGAAAUGCGGUACAAAGAAGAAAAAACCCCUGCAGGCUUCUCAUUCGCAAAGGUAUCCGACCUCAGGAAAGACCUGCAGGACGGGCUCAUUCUGCACUCUCUUCUGUACUCCCUCACAGGAUCUGUGCUGAGGUUCAAUAAGCGGCCUGUCCUUGUGGUGCAUAAGCGAGAAAACAUUGGAAGAAUAAUCGAAUACCUCAAAGAGAGCAAAGUGGAGAUGGUGAACAUUGGAGCAGCAGAUAUCCAGGAGGGAAGCAUCAAGCUGACACUUGCCCUAAUUUGGAGAUUCAUCAUGGCAUUUUCUCUCCGGGAAAUAAGAGAAGAUGGCGAGAACAUCAAAGAGAAAAUACUGCGGUGGUGCCAGCGCAAGGUGCAGAAGUACGGGGUGACAGUGAGCGACUUUGCAGGAAGCUGGAAAGAUGGGCGAGCUAUUUCUGCGUUGGUGCACUCCGAUGUUGGCGGAUUUGUCUUUGAUGAUGGAGAGAGCGAGCACAUGGCAACGAGAGCAAUUGCCCUGGCGUACGAAUAUCUGCAAGUGCCUCCCUUGAUCGGAGCUGAAGAUCUCGUCACGGGUGUGUGCGAUGAAAAGUCUUUGCUGACGUAUUUGAUAGAGUACUAUGCAGCCUCGAUAAAAAAUAACGGAAAAAUAAAGAGGAAAUUGGCAGAGCAGGCAGCCAUCCAUGCAGAACAGGCAGUGGCUCAUUCAAAAGAGGAAAUUGAUAAAGUAUUUGCGCUUCUAUCUAGGGAAAUACCAGAUCUCCAGAAGAAAAAAAAAGAGCUGGACAUGGCGUACAACAAAGUAAAAAUAAUGGAGGAGAACGCAGUGCGGUCCACGGUCUCGCAUAUUAUACAGAUAGAUAUACUCCACAGAAUGCGAAACCCAUACACACCUUCAUCGAUUGUUCUUCCCGAGUCUUUUAAGCACCUUCCUGUGGUGGGGGUGUUUGAUGCCCUCUGUUUCAUCGACACUCUUGCGGGCUGGAGAGUAAAAGAAGGCGAAAAAAAGGAAACGCCGGAAGAGGAAGAGUUUGUGCGCAUAUUUGCCGAGCUGCUGGAGGUCUCUGCGUUUGUUACUUUCUCAGGAGCCCACGAGUUUCUGAAGGGAGUGUGCACUCGAAUUGAAGAGUUUCUAAUCUCAAGCCAGAAAAAAACGAAGACAAAUGAUGGUAAAAACACCGGCACAGAUGAAAGCAGCAAUGAGCUCUCUUUCGCAGCAAGGGAAACCAAGAGAGUUAUGCAGCAGAGACUUGCAUGGGCUCUUCACGAGGUGAAAGAUGGAAUAAGACGGUUCAACGAAUACUUCACAGACGACCUGAAAAGAGAGAAGGCAUCUCUUUCUGUGGCGCUCUCUUCCGAGAUGGAGGCAUCGUCUUUCCCGUGCCCCCAUAAGGCAGAGUGGUCUCUGCUGGGCGGGCGCGACAUGUAUUUGCGCAUUGUAUCAGACGGGUGCCUAUCUGCAGGCGCCAGAGAGUUUAUUACGCCCAUAACCCCGGACUGGGAGAAAUAA
Molecule: messenger RNA, 1584 nt
Organism: Nematocida minor
Lineage: Eukaryota; Fungi; Microsporidia
Exons: 1
Coding region: 1-1584 (527 amino acids)
Biological process (GO): actin cytoskeleton organization
Cellular component (GO): cell projection; cell junction; cortical actin cytoskeleton
Molecular function (GO): actin filament binding
Source: RefSeq, a predicted model, not a curated record